GACUAUAAAUCUCAGAACUGUUGGGGAUCUCCCUGUCAAACAUCACCUCUCAUUCACAGCUCCAGAAACAUGACCUUCAUCACCAUGAAGUCAUCGCUCAUCUUCUGUGUUCUCCUGUGUGUCGUCCUCUCUGUCAGGGCUGCAUCACUGCCUCUUUCUGAAGAGAGUUCUACUGUCGAACUCAUCACAACCCCAGUCACUACUGUACCUAAUCUAACCAGUUACCAAAGAACUAUUUACGACGACACCACCAUGAUGACCACUGUUGAAGAUAUCACAACCGCAACCCCAGUCACAUCUUGUAAUACAUCUCCACCAAGUACAACACCUAUACCCACAACUAUUUACGACGACACCACCAUGAUGACCACUGUUGAAGAUAUCACAACCCCAGUCACAUCUUGUAAUACAUCUCCACCAAGUACAACACCUAUACCCACAAUCCAUUACACGCCGAGCCAGAUGAUGUGUCCUGAAGGAUGGGAGGUGUUCCAAGGACGCUGCUACUUCUUUGUGGCCACCAGCGUUACCUGGUCUCAGGCUCAGUCCAGCUGUGCCAUGAUGGAUUCCAUGUUGGUCUCUGUCCACAGCGCUGAGGAGUACGGUUUCCUCCAGCAGCUCACCACCAGUAAUGAACUUGAUAGCGCUUGGCUGGGCGGGUUCUACUUACAGGACCAGUGGUUAUGGAUUGAUGGAUCCUGGUUCUACAACAACACCUGGGGCUACAUGAUAGACACAGAGCGCAGCAACCCGUGCCUGGUGCUCAAUUCUUAUGAGGACUGGAGCAAUUCCCCAUGCAACCCCGACAGCUAUCCCUACAUCUGCAUGAAGCCGUCCAACGUCCCAACAUCGAUGCUGUGCCCUCAAGGCUGGACGGGCUUUGUCGGCCGCUGUUACUACUACAACGAAAACAGUCUGACCUGGGCUGAUGCUGAUACUUCCUGUGCUGGUCUCCAGGCCAGCCUCGUCUCCGUCCACAACCCUCAGGAGUAUGCCUUCCUCUAUCAGCAAACCGAUGGUUUCGGAUCAGCCUGGCUGGGUGGAUUCUACCUUGAGGACCAAUGGUUGUGGCUCGAUGGUUCCUGGUUUUAUCAGGGAUUCUUUACUGACAUGUCUGUUCCUGACACCACCCAGGCGUGCCUUACAACAUACACCCCGGAGGGUUGGACCAACUUUCCCUGUGAUAACACCUACCCUUCAUUUUGCGUGAAAGAUGCAGUUGUAUAAAGGAUGCACUUGAAAUAUUUAGACAAAGGCUUUUAUGGAAUAAAGAGCAAAUUUAACCUUCCUCAAUAUUCUUACCAAAUCAAAUCUGUCCUGUUUAUAUUUUGCAAACAAAUUAAAGAGUCAUUUAUCACCCCUGA
Molecule: messenger RNA, 1364 nt
Organism: Larimichthys crocea (large yellow croaker)
Lineage: Eukaryota; Metazoa; Chordata; Actinopteri; Sciaenidae
Product: C-type mannose receptor 2
Exons: 10
Coding region: 70-1227 (385 amino acids)
Source: RefSeq, a predicted model, not a curated record